Molecule: messenger RNA, 1529 nt
Organism: Drosophila kikkawai
Lineage: Eukaryota; Metazoa; Arthropoda; Insecta; Diptera; Drosophilidae
Source: RefSeq, a predicted model, not a curated record
AACAAAAGAAAAAACUACGAAUUUCAUAUUUGACAGUUGUGUCCUACGAAUAAAAUAUCCUUAAACUAACUUAGAAACAUGAAUAAAGCGGGUUUGACCAAAAGCCUGAGCUUAAUUUUGUGGUGCGUGCACAGUUUGAAACCAAGUUUACUCACGUGCGCAUCCCUAGCUUAAACAAAGCCGAGCUGUGGGAAAAAUAGAAGUGGAAACGGGUUUUACUGUGGUAACUUGGAAGCGUUCGCUAGCAUUCAGCACUUUGGGCACCAGUCUGAAGUUGCAGCCGCAUCGACAUUAACGCCAACGGAUCCCGAAUCCGUGCCAGUGCAGCGCGAAACUGAUCGAUAAGCCACCACCCAGAGUCAGUGCGGGGGCGUCACCGUCGUGGGAAAAAGCAGCAAACACAUAAACAAACAGCAUCAAGAUGUCUAUGAGCAAUCUAUCAAUAGACGGCGAGUUCCGUUACAUUAUUCAAUGGUUCAAUGAGUGGAGCGAGCUGCAGCGGGACGACUUUGUCUACGUUCUGGUGGAGUAUCUGGCUCGUGGCUGCAGCACAGACGUGGGCGGCGGUGUCUAUGUGAACGGCCUGGUGAACUCCCUGGCCAAUGCAGUCGUGCAGGACAAGCCCAUGAGCCUUUUCCAGUGCCGCAUUAAGCUGUUCCGUGAAUGGAGCCCCAAAUGGCCGAUCGAGUUCAAAUGCAAGCUACAGGAAAAGAUCAGCGAGAUCGACGAGAAGGUGGGGGAGAAGAUCAUCAAUGAGCUGAGGGGGCCCCAUGGUGUGCACAAUGGCGACGUUGCCGUGCAUUUAAAUGCAAAUGGGGCAACGAGCGACGAUGGCGGCGAAGAGCAUGAACUGGAGCAGCCGGCGGUGGUCGUUGUGGAGGCUGAGGUCGCAGCUUCAGCUCCAGCGCCAGUGGUUGCGGCAGAGCCAGCUCCUGAGGCUGAGGCAGACAAUGACAAUCGCUUAGCGGCGGUCUUGAGCCAAGAGACGCCCGUUGAUGAUGACGACGACGUGGAAGAAGAGCCACGAGCAGAGUCUGCUGGCAAUACCACUGCCGAUGUAAAUGGCCAUUAUCCAGCGGCUGCAGUGACAACGAUUGCAGUGAAUACAUCUCCAUCGCCAUCCCCAUCUCUUUCCACGACUCCAGCGAUUGUCGAACCUGUAGAACAGGUCGAGAAUAGCGUUACAGUCACCGUGGCAGCCUCGGCCGCAGAAGUUCCCCCGGUUGCCUAGAGAUGCAACCGAGCCGCUCGUUAAAGACAAACCAGACCGACUAUGAAAAGGCUUAAUGAGUUAGUUAAGUAUUUUAGCUGUACGCCAUCCGCCACAUGACAUUCCAUUUCCACGCAAUGCAUUUCUAGUUAUGUAAUCGAAUCGAAGCCCACAAUCCUGGGCUCUCGGCCAAGAAGUAAGACUUUUUCCCACUCUGCAGCCCUUUGGCCCUCAUCAUCGAGUAUCUUAAGAGAGCAUAAAUUGUAAAUUGUAAGCAUCAUUAAAAGAGAAGUAAAAUGCUCCAUCCAUUCUACACAUA